GAACCCGCGGAUUUAUCAAUCUCCUUUUACCUACUCAAAAAGGGGAUACUUUGCUUUCAUCACCUCCCCUUUGAAACCCUAAAUCCCCAAUCUAUCUCCUCCACCACUCAAUCACUCUCCCAUCUCCAAAACCCUAAUUCUUCUUACAUUCAACAAUGGCAAAGAAGCGAAAGCUCAGCGCUAAAUCCGCAGAAACCGCAACCUCUGCGCAACAGAAGAAGCUGCAGAAGAAGACGCAAAACGAAGAAGAACAAGAACAACAACCAGAAGCACAAAAACAACCGGAACAGGAGCCGGAAAAAUUGAAGGCAGUCGAAGCAGAAGAAGAACAACCGCCGCCGAUGGAAGAGGAGGUUGAAGAAGAGGUUGAAGAAGAAGUUGAAGAGGAAGAAGAAGCGAUGUUCGAGGAAGUAGAGGAGGAGGAUGAGGAGGAGGGUGACGAGGAGGAAGGAGAUGAGAUAGAAGAGACUGAAGAAGAACCGAAGCCGAUUGAAGAAGAUCAUACUACUACGCAAGGAUCAUCUGAUGACGAGCCGAUUCCAUUGCUUCUUGAACCUUUCACGAAGGAGCAGUUGAUCAUGAUACUCUGUGAAGCAGCAAUUAAUCACCCUGAUGUGGCGUCUCGUAUACGCAAGGUUGCGGAUGAGGAUACGGUGCAUCGGAAGAUCUUUGUUCAUGGGUUGGGGUGGGAUACGACGGCUGAUACUUUGAGGAGUGCGUUUUCGCAAUACGGUGAGAUCGAGGAUUGUAAAGCGGUGACAGAUAAGAUCUCAGGAAAGUCGAAGGGGUACGGAUUUAUAUUGUUUAAGUCGAGGAGUGGGGCUCGUAAAGCGCUUGAGAUGCCGCAGAAGAGGAUCGGUGGGCGUAUGACGGCCUGUCAGCUUGCUGCGGUGGGGCCUGUGCCUACAUCCUCUAUGGGUACUGCUGCAGUGGUGCAGCCUCAGCAACCUAUGUCGGAAUACACACAGAGAAAGAUUUAUGUGAGCAAUGUUUCUGCUGAUAUUGAUCCGCAUAAGCUGUCUGCAUAUUUUGCCAAGUUUGGGGAGAUUGAGGAAGGGCCAUUGGGGUUGGAUAAACAUACGGGGAAGCCAAAAGGGUUUUGUUUGUUUGUGUACAGGAGUGUUGAGAGUGCCAAGAAGGCCUUGGAAGAGCCGCACAAGCAUUUCGAGGGGCAUGUUUUGCAUUGUCAGCAGGCAAUUGACGGGCCUAAGCCUGGGAAGCAGCAUAUGGGUCAUCAGCCCAGAGGACAGCAUUUUGGGGGAAGGGUUGAUAACCCAAAUUUGGCAGGGGCGAUUGGUGGACCUCCAGCUACUGGUGCAGGAUUGAUGGGGCAGUCCAUUGGAGGCGUUGGGUAUAAUCAGGGACCGGCUGCUCCGGGGUUGAAUCCAGCAUUAGGACAGGCGUUAACAGCUUUGUUGGCUUCGCAAGGGGCAGGGUUAGGGCUGAAUAAUUUGCUUGGGACCCUUGGUGGUGGAAUGGCAGGUGCUCCUGGUGCAUCACAUGGGUAUGGAGCGCCCAAUGUUGGGGUAAAUCCAAGUGUUUUGGGUGGCUAUGGACAGGGUGGGUUACAGGGCGCAUAUCCAAAUCAGCACAUGGGGCAAGGUGGCGCUGGAGGGAGGUCGUCACAGCAUGGGCAUAUGGGUGGUGUUGCACCUUAUGGUGGCCAUUGAGUGUGGCUCUUGCAGACUUGAAGAACUCCCUGGAUUGCAUUUGAUACAGUUAUCUCCCGAAGAGCUGAUGAAAGCUUGUCGAAGUGUUGGGGGUUUUUUGCGAUUUGAAUAUUAUCACAACAGAAUUGUGUUGUCGUAAAUGUUCAAGUAAGUGAUGUCUGCUUUGCAUUUUGUUAUUGUUGGGAAGUGUCUAGAUUGUAACAGGAUGAAUGGGUUGUAAAUUGCUCGAUUUAUUCCUAAUUCUUGCUGAUCUUUACAGGGCUAUCCUCGGAUGUGUUUUUUCUCUAAGCCAUCCGCAAUUGUUUUAAUUGAUUCAUCUUAAGCAGCAAUAAGAGGCCGUAUGUUAACAAUAUGUUAUCCAGUUUGUUGUGCGCCCAUGCGGUUUGCAGUUUGCAUAAUUAUUUUGUUACCAUACGGAUAACCGACUCGUCUUGUAGAGCAAAAUUUAAGUGAAAAAGGAGUAAUUGGUUAUUCAUUUUUGUUAGAACCACUUACCCGAGGAGAUGUACAUGCAACACUUUGUGUGUUUUUACAAGGACAUCCAUUAAGGCAGAGGCCGUAGUUGGUGCGGCAAACAAAAAGAAAUCUCUGCAGCCUUAAAGUCAUUAUGUUGCAUAAGGAACUCCGAACUCCUCUCCUUUAGUUUCUUUUGAAGAACUUAGGGCAAGUGAAUGAUUUAAUCCAUUUUAUAAGUCUUUUGCGUAAAAUACGAGUUUGAAUGUAUGUAUCCAUAAUUUUACGUACUACUUUGUAUGGAGUAUUUAGUAAAGUCAGAAUUGGUGGCUGAAUAAUAUGGGGUUGAUGAAAACAAUCGAGGCAAGGUUGAAAGUUGAAACUGGUUUCCAUCAAUAUGAAUUAUGAAAUAUGGUGAGAUUGAGGAAUGUUGUAUAGACGGCAUUGGAAUGCACUUGAGACGCCCCACAAGAUGAUUUGAUUUAAGGGGCAGGGGCGUAUUAUUAUGAAGUCUUGGGAGGAUAUCAUGAUUAGAGCAAUUCAAUUUGAGUUUGAAAUGGCAAGAAAUCUGGUACUGAUCUCAGAGAAGUUGAUAUCGUUCGUUGCCAAGAUUUGGGGUGAAUUGUUUCGGUUCGAGCCAUCAGGCUAGGCUGUUCAACUGUGCUGGUUUCUUUGUAUACAGAGAUGCUGUAAAAGAGAAUCUCAAUCCUAUUUCAAUGGUCCCUCGUAUCAUGGAUGGUCGAGGUAAUGAGACUUGCAAAAUUGGUUUCUUUUGGUUGUAAUUUUUCAACUUGUAUCAAGAAAAACUCAUCUCAUCUUUGCGAGUAUUGUGACAUUCAUAUAAAACUUUCAUUAAAGUUAAUUAUACGCUUUAUUUUCUUUGAAUUACAAA
Spinacia oleracea (spinach) is the source of this 3015-nucleotide messenger RNA. Its product is annotated as UBP1-associated protein 2B. Gene Ontology annotation, molecular function: RNA binding. Gene Ontology annotation, cellular component: nucleus. The record is from RefSeq and is a predicted model, not a curated record. Bases 156 to 1670 code for a protein of 504 amino acids. The transcript has 2 exons. NCBI's taxonomy places the organism in Eukaryota, Viridiplantae, Streptophyta, Magnoliopsida, Caryophyllales, Amaranthaceae.